Dromaius novaehollandiae (emu) is the source of this 3049-nucleotide messenger RNA. It is a transcript of the gene MUC13, whose product is annotated as mucin 13, cell surface associated. Gene Ontology annotation, biological process: heart development. The record is from RefSeq and is a predicted model, not a curated record. The transcript is spliced from 23 exons. The coding region runs from base 80 to 1918 and encodes 612 amino acids. NCBI's taxonomy places the organism in Eukaryota, Metazoa, Chordata, Aves, Casuariiformes, Dromaiidae.
CUUAAAUAAGCUGACGCUAGAAGAGAAUAGCACUUUCUCGUAGGUUUUACAGCACGUAGCAGCAGCAGCAGCAGCAGUGAUGAGAGGCUGUAUAUUCCUCGCUGUGUUGCUCACCCUGGUCUUGAGCAUUGUGAAAGGAAACACAGCUACAUCUGCAUCGGCAGACUCUUCCUCAACUACAGCAACACCAACUGCAGGAAACACAGCUACAUCUGCAUCGGCAGACUCUUCCUCAACUACAGCAACACCAACUGCAGGAAACACAGCUACAUCUGCAUCGGCAGACUCUUCCUCAACUACAGCAACACCAACUGCAGGAAACACAGCUACAUCUGCAUCGGCAGACUCUUCCUCAACUACAGCAACACCAACUGCAGGAAACACAGCUACAUCUGCAUCGGCAGACUCUUCCUCAACUACAGCAACACCAACUGCAGGAAACACAGCUACAUCUGCAUCGGCAGACUCUUCCUCAACUACAGCAACACCAACUGCAGGAAACACAGCUACAUCUGCAUCGGCAGACUCUUCCUCAACUACAGCAACACCAACUGCAGGAAACACAGCUACAUCUGCAUCGGCAGACUCUUCCUCAACUACAGCAACACCAACUGCAGGAAACACAGCUACAUCUGCAUCGGCAGACUCUUCCUCAACUACAGCAACACCAACUGCAGGAAACACAGCUACAUCUGCAUCGGCAGACUCUUCCUCAACUACAGCAACACCAACUGCAGGAAACACAGCUACAUCUGCAUCGGCAGACUCUUCCUCAACUACAGCAACACCAACUGCAGGAAGCACAGCUACAUCUGCAACAACAGCAGCUUCCUCACCUACAACAACAGCAACUGCAGGGGACAUCUGUAGUUCAAAACCAUGUGGAGAUAAUGCAGCUAAAUGUAUUGCUCUACAUAGCAUUUACACUUGCCUGUGCCCAUAUGGAUUGUACUAUAAUAACACGGAUUGUCACAAAGGGUCGAUAUUCCCAGGGCUCAUUACACUGCAGCUGUCUUACAGUGCUAGCGUUGAACUGGUAAACUCCACAUUGUAUGAAGAAGUGUUCCUCUUUGUAACAGCAUUUUUUAGGAAUGCUUUCAGAACUGAGACAAGCUUUGGACAGACUGUAAUCGUGCAAAUUCAACCUUCACUCAGCAAGAGGUCAGUGGAUACUCCAAUGAGCAUAACGGUGAUGAACAUCUUUGCAGAGGGCUCAAAUGUAACAAAUGAAACAGUUACUUCAGCAAUAGAUGCAGCAGUAGAAGAUUCAGAUAACAUCACUGCAUACAGAGCUACAACCUAUUGUGCUGUUUUUCAAUGCGAUCUCAACACCACAGACUGCCAGGAAGCUACAUAUCCAGAGUGCACUUGCAAAAGUAAUUAUUCAAAGACAGCUUGGGAUGACCGUUCUUGUUCAGAUUGCAAUAGUGAGUGUUCUGUAGCCAACAACAAGUACUGUGCAAAAGAAAGUGGGAUCCCAACAUGCAAAUGUUUGAUCAAUUUCAAAAUGAAGGACGACGGCAGAUGUGUGCCUUGUGCAGUGGGCUACGCUGGAGACAACUGUAAGAACAACAGUGAACUCAUUCUUAUAAUAGUGGGUACAGUGUUUGGAGCCAUUAUCUUGAGUUUCGUGACAGCAAUCACUAUCAUUUUAACAAGAUCCAAACACAAAAAAGAUCCAGAGAAGAAGAGUUUGAUACAGUCGGGAUAUUUCAAUUCAAAAGACUCUGGCAAUACAGGGCCCAGAAUGUUCCCCAGAGUCCAGACUACUUCUGGCCACGUGAACCCAGGAUAUCAGUCAAACAACCCUUAUGUGAUGGAUCACUCCAGCAGUAGUAAAGCUUUGGAGAGCGAUUACGAUGAUGAGUAUGAAAUUGCAAAGGAGCCUGAUGGCUUUAGGCUGCAGCGCAGAUACUGAGUGACCGGAGCUGUAGAAGGAUGGAUAAACACUGCAACAAUGGAUCAGACCAAAGGGUUUCACAGCCUCUCACUAACGCAGUUACUUCAGCAGCAGAGACAACGAAGUCCAUAACACCGAUUCUCUGAAGAUUUUCUACAUGAAGACCACUUCUUGAAGGAGAUAAUGGGCAAUAACUCCCUGAAAUAAGUGAAAAUAAAAAUGAAGCUGAGGGUAGGGAGGAGAAGGGGACUUCAUAAAGAAAAGAAAAGAAAAGAAAAAAAAAGAAAAGAAAAGAAAAGAAAACCUAAUGUGCCUCUAUAAACGUUAGCCUUCCUUCAGGAGGCCUAGUCAUUUGAAAAAAGAGUGAGUAUAGGCAAGAUACCAGGAUUUUAACCCUGUUGUUUCUCAGAUCUCCCCAAGGAAGGUCCAAGCAAUAUAUGAUGCCAAUAUAUGCCAAUAUAUGAUGCCCCAGAGCUUUGUCUGUACUCCAUGUGAGCCAUUGGCAACCUGCACAGCUUUGAGCAGUUAGGACAUUGCCAAAAAGCCCACAAGAUCAAAACUGAUCCUUACGAGAACCUAACCUCCUCUUUACUGUAUCAGUUACCAUCUUUUCCCCUUGUCAGCUCCGCAAUAUUUCAUAUCCAAAAGCAUUCAAUUCAGAUCUCUGCUGGCAUUUGCUGUCUGAGACAAAGGUUUUGUCUGACCUCGUACAAAACCUUCCCUCCCAAUACAAUGACAAGGAACAAUACCUUCAGACGUUAUUGUUCUCCAUCUUGCAUGACUAGAUUGCUUUUACAUUCUCAGUUGCUGUGAAAAGCAUUAUUUUUUUUUCUUUUAUACUCUUUAAGUUUUGAUGGAAUCAUCUCAGCUCUUUUUAUUUUUCAUUUAUUAUAUGCGCUCAAUCCUUUUAAAAAAGGAUCCAUAUUUUACUGUAUAAUUAAGUGUACAUUUACACUAUCUAUUGACUAGCAUUAGCAUUUCUUGUAUAUAUAAUAUAUAUAUAUGCCAACAUAUGUACAUAUAUUUAUAGCUUAAGUUCAUCUAAAGCAUAGUUUAAUUCCAUGUUACGUUUUCUGGGUUUUUUUUUGAUAUGUGCAGAUUAACUUUUCCUAUUAAAUGUGAAUGUUUCUCAGUUCCAAGGCUUCCUUA